Lolium perenne is the source of this 1074-nucleotide messenger RNA. RefSeq names its product protein GID8 homolog. Gene Ontology annotation, molecular function: protein binding. Lineage: Eukaryota; Viridiplantae; Streptophyta; Magnoliopsida; Poales; Poaceae. The record is from RefSeq and is a predicted model, not a curated record.
UCUAACGAAAAUUUAUCUCUUACUGUCCGCCCUACAUACCUCACCGCCGACGCCCUCCCUCUCACGUGCGGCGCCGCCGCCAUUGCCGUUCCGUCUUCGCCGCCAUCGCGGUGCGGUCUACUCCCCCUCCAUGGCGUCCUCGAAGAAGGUGGUGACGCGGGACGAGUGGGAGCGGAAGCUACGCGACGUGAAGAUCCGCAAGGAGGACAUGGACCGGCUCGUCAUGAACUUCCUCGUCACCGAGGGCUUCGUCGACGCCGCCGACCGGUUCCGCCUCGAGUCCGGCACCCAAACCGACAUUGACCUGGCGACCAUCACGGAUCGGAUGGAGAUGAAGAGGGCGGUUCAGUCGGGGAACGUCCAGGAGGCGAUCGACAAGAUGAACGAUCUUAACCCCACGAUUCUGGAGAGAAAUCCCCAAGUAUACUUCCAUCUGCUGCAGCAAAAGCUGAUAGAGUUGAUUCGUGUGGGGAAAAUAAGUGAAGCUUUGGAAUUUGCUCAACAAGAACUUGCACCAAGAGGCGAGAAAAAUCAAGCCUUUCUCAAGGAAAUAGAGAAAACAGUAGCACUUUUGCUUUUUGAAGAUGCAGAAAACUGUCCAUAUGGGGAAUUGUUGGAUGUUUCUCACCGCCUGAAGACGGCAAAUGAAGUCAAUGCUGCAAUUCUUACAAGUCAAAGUCAUGAGAAAGAUCCAAAGCUCCCUAGCCUGUUGAAGAUGUUGAUAUGGACUCAAGACCAGCUGGACGAAAAGGCGGCAUAUCCGCGGAUCAAUAACUUCUCCACUGCCGCACUAGAAGAUCCGGCUAUAUGAGCUGCUGCUGCUCAUGUGUUGGCAAAAGCCCGACAUAAGAAGGUCUCACGCUCUCGUGUUGAGAAUGUUUUCGUGAAUCACAUUUUACUUGGUGGAAAAUGUCUGAUUUGACUUAUCACUGAACACGGGUAUUUAUCAAAACACACAGAAGAAGAAAAAAAGUCAACUUCGAGAUACUAUAUAUGUCCUCACCGGCAUUCCAUUGGUUGGAGCCUUGGAGAAGCUGUAUGAUAUUAUCAUCAUCGAUACAUUUUCAAGAUAUU